AAGGACUUCCAUCAAAAUCAAUUGUACAACCUAAACCCCCUUUCCAUAGACAUUAUAUUUCGAUCUCUCAAACAAAACCAAAAUCCUACAAUCCAGCCCCUUAAGGAUCCCAAACCACAAUUACAGUUCAUGAAACUCAAUAUUUCAAGAGUAAACUUCGAAAUAUACCACAAUGAUUUAAAAAAUAAAAAUAAAAGUUAACAACAAACACAAAACACAUAAUAGGGGUGACAUUCAACAAUACUACUUACAGAUGUGUUCAAUAUUACCUUUUCUUUGAAGCCUCAACCAAAGAUGACACUGCCGUAUUGGUUCUUGGGAAGAGGGUCGCACGUGGUUGAGAGGGGGGGGGGGGGAGAGGAGUAAAAAUCUAUUUUAUUUUUUUUUUCGAAAAAAUAUUGCCCAAAAUGCAUUUCCAUAAGGGCUCCUCGCUCAUUUUCACAAUCUGAAUAAAUGGCCACUUCUUUCUUACACUCGCCGGCGCGCUUGAUCAUCCUCCAUGGAAGCUCCCAUCAAUCCAAAUUACCAUCUUCCAAAACGAGCUUUUAUUUGGUCAACGAAGGACCCUUACAACUGAAGUCCAAAUGUUUCACUAAACUUCUGGAAUCUGCUUCUCUAGGUCAUUCCAAGAACUCAGAGUUCCCAAGAUUUUCGAUUCCGAGAACCUCUACGGACGAUGUUCUUCAAACAAUUGAAAACGAGGGGUUCUCAGUGAAUGUGGAGAAACCGGCGAAGUUCCUAUUCUGGGUGCUCUUCUGGGCUUCUGUCUCCGUUGCGCUCUUUGCUGUUUCUAAGGAUGCUAAGGCGGCGGCGGAUUCUAUCAGAACGUCCGGUAUUGGUUUGAAGGUGGCUACUGCUUUGAGACGGCUGGGCUGGGCGGACGAGGCUGUGGUGUUUGCCUUGGCUACGUUGCCUGUCCUUGAGCUUCGUGGGGCUAUUCCUGUGGGUUACUGGUUGCAGUUGAAGCCCUUUUCCCUUACUGUGUUGUCUGUUUUAGGGAACAUGGUUCCAGUGCCCUUCAUUGUGCUUUACUUGAAGAGGUUGGCAACCUUCCUGGCAGGGAAGAAUGAGUCAGCAACCCAGUUUCUGGAGAUGUUCUUUGAUUGGGCGAAGAAGAAGGCUGGUCCUGUAGUAGAAUUUCAAUGGCUCGGGUUAAUGCUCUUUGUGGCUGUACCAUUCCCAGGAACUGGAGCUUGGACCGGAGCGAUUAUUGCAUCAGUCCUGGAAAUGCCAUUCUGGUCUGCUGUUUCAGCAAACUUUGUUGGUGUAGUGCUGGCUGGCCUCUUGGUAAACUUGCUGGUGAACGUCGGGCUCAAGUAUGCCAUUGUGACUGGAGUAAUUCUAUUCAUCAUUUCAACUUCCAUGUGGGGUGUCCUUCGCAGUAUAAAAAGAUCUCUUAACUCAUCAACAUGAAGUUCUACAACAACAACAUCCCAGCCUUGAUCCCAAAAGAUUUUGGGGUUGGCGUCAACAUGAAGUCCUAUUAUGUAAAAAAUGUGGACUGUAACUUUUCAUUACAUUUCAGGCAGCUUCAGGACAUUAAAUUCAUUUGUUGUGACCAGGGUGCGCCCUAAAUAUUGCAUGUAUCUGAUGGGUUGACUCAAUUAGUUUCAAGUCACUUGAGUGGUAUCUUAACUGGGUAUAACAUGCUGGCUUCG
Cuscuta epithymum is the source of this 1658-nucleotide messenger RNA. The record is from the annotation of a GenBank genome assembly. NCBI's taxonomy places the organism in Eukaryota, Viridiplantae, Streptophyta, Magnoliopsida, Solanales, Convolvulaceae.